UUGAAAGGCAAGAAUGUCGUGGUGACCGGAGGGGGCACCAACAUCGGCCGUGCUAUCACGCUGGCGUUCGCGGUCGAGGGAAGCAACGUUGCCAUCGCGGAAUUGAACCGCACCGCCGGGGAACAGGUGGCCGCCGAGGUGAACGCGAUGGACAACGGCGCAACGGCCAUCGUGGUCGAUGCGGAUGUUACCGAUAAGGCAAGGACUGACGCCAUGAUGGCUGAAUUGGUCAGCCGCCUGGGUGGAGUGGACGUGCUGGUCAAUAACGUAGGCUGGACCAUCGACCGAUUGUUCGUGGAAAAAUCCCGGGACGAACACGUAAAGGAAGUGGAUUUGAACCUCUGGGGGGCCAUCAACUGCAUCAACGCAGUAUUGCCCCACAUGAUUGACCGGCAGUCCGGUUCCAUCGUCAGCAUCAGCAGCGAUGCCGGCCGAAUGGGCGAAUAUCGCGAGGCGGUUUAUUCGGCUUGCAAAGCUGGGGUCAUCGCGCUGAGCAAGUCGAUCGCCAGGGAAACCGGGCGCUAUGGUCUGCGGUUGAACAUGGUUUGCCCGGGACUGGUUGUGCCGGCGCAGCAAGAUGUGUCGAAUCCCGAUAGCAUGUGGGCGCAGGGGAUGCAGGAUAUCUUCACCGAAGACGUGCUGGAGCGGGUACGGCGGGCAUACCCGUUGCGGCGAAUGGGAACGGCGCAGGAGGUGGCGAACGCGGUGGUGUUCUUGGCUUCCGACGCGGCCAGCUUCAUCACCGGCCAAACUCUGAGCGUUUCAGGUGGCUACACCAUGAUGUAG
Molecule: messenger RNA, 786 nt
Organism: Geodia barretti
Lineage: Eukaryota; Metazoa; Porifera; Demospongiae; Tetractinellida; Geodiidae
Source: the annotation of a GenBank genome assembly